GUGGUGUAAAUAUUUUGCUAGCAAUGAUGAAGGAAUCUUUCUGUCCACAUCUCCUCUUAUUACUGUUAGUAGCUGCUGGUGGAGACUGUCUCAAGUGGAGCGAGACUGAUACUUGUAGUGAGACGGUACUAGAUGAAAGCUAUGACCCCAGCACACCUAAUGUUCUCUGCUGCUUGCUACCAGACUCAUACUACCAGUGUGACGAGCCACAGUCCAUUGAUGAUGAUACUAACACUACUGACAAUGAUACCAUAGGGUACUGUAACACAUUUGGUAGUGAGUAUUACGAAGAUGUUGAGAAUACUUCUGUAUACUGUACAGUACUGGAUGGAGUUCAAUGCUACGGAAAUAAAACUUUUAUUAAGAAAAACGUACCCUGUGUUAGGUAUAAAGGAAUAUAUUUUCCUACUAUUCUAAUAUUUUCGGUAUUUCUUGGUUUACUCGGAGUCGAUCGAUUCUGUCUCGGCUACUGCUGUCUGGGUGUGGCUAAAUUAUUAACGCUAGGGGGUCUGGGGGUUUGGUGGAUUGUUGACGUCAUUUUACUCCUCACUGGUUCAUUGACCCCUGAUGGGGGGUACAACUGGGACCAAUAUUAUUGAAUAUUAAAACGACCCCCAGGGGCCAAAACUUUAUUGUGUAUCAUUGUUGAGAUAUUUUUAAGACUUUUACUCUAUAAAUCCAAA
This is a messenger RNA of Amphimedon queenslandica, 683 nucleotides long. RefSeq names its product TM2 domain-containing protein 2-like. The transcript has 4 exons. The record is from RefSeq and is a predicted model, not a curated record. The coding region runs from base 24 to 599 and encodes 191 amino acids. Lineage: Eukaryota; Metazoa; Porifera; Demospongiae; Haplosclerida; Niphatidae.